AUGCCUAGAUUCUUUGAUCCUUCUAAGAGUGACCCUACAGUAAUAGCAAUAAAUUGGAUUGAUUAAAUUUUAUCAGAAAAAUUAAAAACCUUAUCCCAUGAAGAAAUAGAAAAAUAUAUAAAAAGAUUUUAGCAAGAAAGAUUAUUCACUAAUUACAAAAACAAAGAAAUAAUUAUAAGGUAUAAUGAUUAUGAACUAAAGCAAUAAAUGUUCUAGAGGAAAUAUUUAUUUGGAUUAUGAUAAUAUAUAGAAUAAAUAUUUUCCUGUUUUCAAUAAUGGAAAUUAGAUUGUCAUUUGUUAAAAUAUGAUUUAAAAUAGUGUAUAAUUAUUAGAAAAUUUAAUUCGAGAAUUUGAAUUAUCAGAAAAGAAAAUUGAAUAAUAAGGAUGCAAAUACGUUUCAGCUUGUAGUUAAGCUUAUAAAAUUUACAAAUUUCCUUUUGAAAAACAAAAACAAUUAAGUGAUAUAUGUGCAAAAAUUUUAAUGAGAGUAUUAAAUUAUAUAAUCAUUAGCAUAGAGGAGAAAACAAAGAAUAAUUACCAUUAGAUCAAUGGGUUAGAUAUAUAGAUAGAGAAGUGAAAUCUUAAUAAUGCUAUAAUAUUUGA
Molecule: messenger RNA, 603 nt
Organism: Paramecium sonneborni
Lineage: Eukaryota; Ciliophora; Oligohymenophorea; Peniculida; Parameciidae
Source: the annotation of a GenBank genome assembly